This is a messenger RNA of Emericellopsis atlantica, 411 nucleotides long. Its product is annotated as NADH ubiquinone oxidoreductase subunit NDUFA12-domain-containing protein. The record is from RefSeq and is a predicted model, not a curated record. Bases 1 to 411 code for a protein of 136 amino acids. Gene Ontology annotation, cellular component: membrane. The transcript is spliced from 3 exons. Gene Ontology annotation, biological process: mitochondrial respiratory chain complex I assembly; response to oxidative stress. Lineage: Eukaryota; Fungi; Ascomycota; Sordariomycetes; Hypocreales; Bionectriaceae.
AUGUCGACCAUCACUCGUACCCUGCGCAAUUUGCGCAAGGUCGGCUUCAAGGACUACGUUAUGCAGAUGGUGUACAUUGGCGACACCAAGGCUGGCACUCUCAUCGGCACCGAUCGCGCUGGCAACAAAUUCUUCGAGAACAACGAGGAGCUCCCGCUCCGUACCCGCUGGGUCGAGUACGCCAAGCACGACUACGACGCCGCCCAGAUCGAGCCUGGCUGGCACGCGUGGAUGAGCUACCUGGUCGACAAGCCCCCCGUGGGGGACAAGCUGCUCCAGACCGGUGGACGCCCAUUUGAGCCGACGAUGCCGAAGCCCAACUUCACAAUGACCCCGGGAGCGUUCAAGACAUAUAGCACAACCAAGUCGAAGCUUACACCGUGGCAGCCAGUUGCUGCGCAGAGGUCGUAG